Molecule: messenger RNA, 1639 nt
Organism: Pteronotus mesoamericanus
Lineage: Eukaryota; Metazoa; Chordata; Mammalia; Chiroptera; Mormoopidae
Gene: FGFRL1
Product: fibroblast growth factor receptor like 1
Exons: 7
Coding region: 50-1573 (507 amino acids)
Cellular component (GO): plasma membrane
Molecular function (GO): fibroblast growth factor binding; fibroblast growth factor receptor activity
Source: RefSeq, a predicted model, not a curated record
CCCUGAGCCCCACCGCCCGCGAGCCCCGCCGAGGUCCGGACAGGCCGAGAUGACGCCGAGCCCCGCGUUGCUGCUGCUGCUGCUGCUGCCGCCGCUGUUGCUGGGGGCCCUCCCGCCGGCCGCCGCCGCCCGAGGCCCCCCGAGGAUGGCGGACAAGGUGGUCCCUCGGCAGGUGGCCCGGCUGGGCCGCACCAUUCGGCUGCAGUGCCCCGUGGAGGGGGACCCGCCGCCGCUGACCAUGUGGACUAAGGACGGCCGCACGAUCCACGGCGGCUGGAGCCGGUUCCGCGUGCUGCCCCAGGGGCUGCGGGUGAAGGAGGUGGAGCGGGAGGACGCGGGGGCCUACGUGUGCAAGGCCACCAACGGCUUCGGCAGCCUCAGCGUCAACUACACCCUCAUCGUGACGGAGGACACCAGCCCAGCCAGGGAGAGCCCGGGGCACGAGGGCCCCUCCGGGGGCCAGGAGGAGCCGGCCAGCAAGCAGUGGGCACGGCCCCGCUUCACGCAGCCCUCCAAGAUGCGGCGCCGGGUGAUCGCGCGGCCUGUGGGCAGCUCCGUGCGGCUCAAGUGCGUGGCCAGCGGGCACCCGCGGCCCGACAUCAUGUGGAUGAAGGACGACCAGGCCUUGACGCGCCCGGAGGCCAGCGAGCACAGGAAGAGGUGGACGCUGAGCCUGAAGAACCUGCGCCCCGAGGACAGCGGCAAGUACACGUGCCGGGUGUCGAACCGCGCCGGCGCCAUCAACGCGACCUACAAGGUGGACGUGAUCCAGCGGACGCGCUCCAAGCCCGUGCUCACGGGCACGCACCCCGUGAACACCACGGUGGACUUCGGGGGCACGACGUCCUUCCAGUGCAAAGUGCGCAGCGACGUGAAGCCCGUGAUCCAGUGGCUGAAGCGCGUGGAGUACGGCUCCGAGGGCCGCUACAACUCCACCAUCGACGUGGGCGGCCAGAAGUUCGUGGUGCUGCCCACGGGCGACGUGUGGUCGCGGCCCGACGGCUCCUACCUCAACAAGCUGCUCGUCACGCGCGCCCGGCAGGACGACGCCGGCAUGUACAUCUGCCUGGGUGCCAACACCAUGGGCUACAGCUUCCGCAGCGCCUUCCUCACCGUGCUGCCAGAUCCCAAGCCGCCGGGGCCCCCUGUGCACCCCUCGUCUCCGGCCUCCAGCCUGCCCUGGCCCGUGGUCAUCGGCAUCCCGGCCGGCGCCGUCUUCCUCCUGGGCACCGUGCUCCUGUGGCUCUGCCAGGCCAAGAAGCAGCCGUGCGCGCCUGCCCCGGCGCCCCCGGGGCCUGCGCACCGCACGCCUGUGGCCGCUCGCGACCGAGGCGGGGACAAGGACCUGCCCGUGCCCCCCGGCCUCGGCACCGCCGCCAGCAUGGGGCUGUGUGAGGAGCUCGGGGCCCCUGCAGCCCCCCAGCACCUGCUGGGCCCGGGCUCAGCCACUGGCCCCAAGCUUUACCCCAAGCUCUACACAGACGUGCACACACACACUCACACGCACUCACACACGCACUCACACGUGGAGGGCAAGGUCCACCAGCACCAGCACAUCCACUACCAGUGCUAGGUGGUGCCGCUCUCGCGGCUCCGGGCGCCACGGGGUGCGCACCUGGUGGCCAGGCCGGGCGGGCAG